AGAAGAAGAAGAAGAAGAAUGGACCAAGAUGGCGGACUGGGGCUGAUCGGGGAAGUUUCAAGCUUACGAUGUAGCAGCUUUUAGCUGUCACAGCAAAUACUUGUCCAGCAAUAAUUAUCUCAAAUGUAUGUGUUUUCCGAAGUCUUCAAAACUGAAGUUGAGUUGGAAGCGAUAGAGUGUUGUCUGAAGUGAAGAUUGAAGACGUGAUAGAAGAUGGACGACUACUGCUAUGCUAAGAUGGCGACGUCAUGUCAAAGAGAAAGUGAAAGAGAAUCACCAACCGAGAAAAAGCCGAAAACAACAGAUGAAGACGUCCAGCAGCUGAUUGGUCAUUCAGAAAAACUUCCCUCUCAAUCAGGGGGUAGCUUAAUUUUGAAGCAAGAGGCUUCACAGCCACCCCACAUUAAAGAGGAAGAGGAAGAACUCUGGAUCACUCAAGAGGGAGAGUGUCUUCUAGGACCACAGGAAAUUCAUCUCACCAAGUUGCCACUGACUGUUGUCUCUGUGAAGACUGAAGAUGAUGAAGAGAAACCACAAGUAGACCACCUCUUAGCUCCACUAUCAAAUAGUGAGACUGAAGACGAGGUUGAAGAAACUUUGAGCAGCGAUACAGACUGUGAAGAUGAUAUAAGGACUGACACAGACAACAAAAACUCAGAAUGCGCUAAAAAUAAGACAGGCAAAAAACGUUUGAGCUGCUCAGUUUGUGCUAAAAGUUUUAAUCGAAGGAGCAAUUUGACUCAACACAUGAGAAAGCACACAGGAGAAAAACCCUUUAGUUGUUCGGUAUGUGCCAAAAGCUUUUCAUUGAAGGGCAAUUUGACUAAACACUUGAGAACACACACGGGAGAAAAACCUUUUAAUUGUUCAGUUUGUGGUAAAAGCUUUACUCAAAAAGGCAAAUUGACACAACACACGAGAACACACACUGGGGAAAAACCCUUUAUCUGUUCCGUUUGUGGCACAAGAUGCACUAUAAAGAGCCAUUUGACUGAACACAUGAGAAUUCACACAGGAGAAAAACCGUUUGUCUGUUCAGUUUGUGGCACAAGAUGCGGUAGGAAAAGCCAUUUGACUGAACACAUGAGAACACACACGGGGGAAAAAACGUUUAGUUGUUUAGUGUGCGGUAAAAGCUUUACUCUCAAAGCUAGUUUGACUCAACACAUUAGAAUACACUCGGGAGAAAAAACAUACAAUUGUUCAGUUUGCGGUAAAUACUUUACCCUCAAGCCCCAUUUGACUCAACACAUGAGAACUCACACAGGAGAAAAGCCUUUCAGCUGUUUAGUUUGUCAUAAAAGCUUCACUCAAAAGGGCAGUUUGACUCAACACAUUCGAACACACACGGGAGAAAAACCAUUCGUUUGUUCAGUUUGCAGCGCAAGCUUUUCUUUCAAGGCUCACUUGACUCAACACGUGACCACACACACAGGAGAAAAAAUAUUAUGUUGCACAGUGUGUGACAAAAGAUGCACUAAAAAGAGCCAUUUAAUUGAACACAUGAGAACACACACAGGAGAAAAACCAUUCCAUUGUUCAGCAUGCGGUAAAAGCUUUUCACAAAAAAGUAAUUUGACUCAACACAUGAGAGCGCACACAGAAGGAAAAGUAUUAAUCUGUUAAACGUUUUACUCAAGGGAGACAUUUUCUUAUCCUAGGACAGGGGUCGGCAACCUUUACCACUCAAAGAGCCGUUUUGACCCGUUUCACAAAAUAAAGAAGACAAUGGGAGCUGCAACCAUUCUCGCGAAUAUCAGCCGAUGGUCACCCAGAUAACAAUAAUAAGGGCGUGCUAUGAAGCCAUUGCCUUUGAUGCCUUCUACAACAUGCAUAAACAGCUUGCCAGCCCAGUAACAUGUUGUAUGUGGCUUCCGCAGAUACACGUACACGACUGCAAGGCAUAGUUGUUUAACAGCCAUACAGGUCACACUGAAGGUUGUGAUAUAAACAACUUUAACACUCUUACUAAUAUGCGCCACACUUUGAACCCACACCAAACAAGAAAGACAAACACAUUUUGGGAGAACAUCUGGACUGUAACACAUUACAGUGCAGAUCUUCCAGGCUAUAUUAUACACCCCACUAGCACCACCCCCCCUCCGUGCGUCGGUUGAGGUGGGCGGGGUGGGCGGAAGAGUCAUGGAUGCAUGGGAUUCUGGGUAGUUAUGUUGCGUUUAGGCUUCACGGUGGAAGAGGGGUUAGUGCGUCUGCCUCACAAUACGAAGGUCCUGCAGUCCUUGGUUCAAAUCCAGGCUCGGGAUCUUUCUGUGUGGAGUUUGCAUGUUCUACCCGUGAAUGCGUGGGUUCCCUCCGGGUACUCCGGCUUCCUCCCACCUCCAAAGACAUGCACCUGGGGAUAGGUUGAUUGGCAACACUAAAUGGUCCCUAGUGUGUGAAUGUGAGUGUGAAUGUUGUCUGUCUAUCUGUGUUGGCCCUGCGAUGAGGUGGCGACUUGUCCAGGGUGUACCCCGCCUUCCGCCCGAUUGUAGCUGAGAUAGGCGCCAGCGCCCCCCGCAACCCCAAAAGGGAAUAAGCGGUAGAAAAUGGAUGGAUGGAUGUUGCGUUUAUGUUGUGUUACUGUGAGGAUGUUCUCCCGAAAUGCAUUUGUCAUUCUUGUUUGGUGUGGGUUCCCAGUCCAUCCAUCCAUCCAUCCAUCCAUCCAUCAUUUUCCGCUCAUCCGAGGUCGGGUCGCGGGGGCAGCAGCCUAAGCAGGGAAGCCCAGACUUCCCUCUCUCCAGCCACUUCGUCUAGCUCUUCCCGGGGGAUCCCGAGGCGUUCCCAGGCCAGCCGGGAGACAUAGUCUUCCCAACGUGUCCUGGGUCUUCCCCGUGGCCUCCUACCAGCUGGACGUGCCCUAAACACCUCCCUAUGGAGGCGUUCGGGUGGCAUCCUGACCAGAUGCCCGAACCACCUCAUCUGGCUCCUCUCCAUGUGGAGGAGCAGCGGCUUUACUUUGAGUUCCUCCCGGAUGGCAGAGCUUCUCACCCUAUCUCUAAGGGAGAGACCCGCCACACGGCGGAGGAAACUCAUUUGGGCCGCUUGUACCCGUGAUCUUAUCCUUUUGGUCAUGACCCAAAGCUCAUGACCACAGGUGAGGAUGGGGAUGUGGAUCGACAGGUAAAUGGAGAGCUUUGCCUUCCGGCUCAGCUCCUUCUUCACCACAACGGAUCGGUACAACGUCCGCAUUACUGAAGACGCCGCACCGAUCUGCCUGUCGAUCUCACGAUCCACUCUUCCCUCACUUGUGAACAAGACUCCUAGGUACUUGAACUCCUCCACUUGGGGCAGGGUCUCCUCCCCAACCCGGAGAUGGCACUCCACCCUUUUCCGGGCGAGAACCAUGGAAUCGGACUUGGAGGUGCUGAUUCUCAUUCCGGUCGCUUCACACUCUGCUGCGAACCGAUCCAGUGAGAGCUGAAGAUCCCGGCCAGAUGAAUCCAUCAGGACCACAUCAUCUGCAAAAAGCAGAGACCUAAUCCCGUGGUCACCAAACCGGAUCCCCUCAAUGCCUUGACUGCGCCUAGAAAUUCUGUCCAUGAAAGUUAUGAACAGAAUCGGUGACAAAGGACAGCCUUGGCGGAGUCCAACCCUCACUGGAAAUGUGUCCGACUUACUGCCAGAAAUUCGGACCAAGUUCUGACACUGAUCAUACAGGGAGCGGACCGCCACAAUAAGACAGUCCGAAACCCCAUACUCUCUAAGCACUCCCCACAGGACUUCCCGAGGGACACGGUCUAAUGCCUUCUCCAAGUCUACAAAGCACAUGUAGACUGGUUGGGCAAACUCCCAUGCACCCUCAAGAACCCUGCCGUGAGUAUAGAGCUGGUCCACAGUUCCACGACCAGGACGAAAACCACACUGUUCCUCCUGAAUCCAAGGUGCGACUAUCCGGCGUAGCCUCCUCUCCAGUACACCUGAAUAAACCUUACCGGGAAGGCUGAGGAGUGUGAUCCCACGAUAGUUGGAACACACCCUCCGGCCCCCCUUCUUAAAGAGAGGAACCACCACCCCGGUUAGGGUUAACACUAACCCUAACCACCCGGGUUGCAGGUUCCCGACUCCUGUCCUAGGAGAACACGUUUGUUGUUCAGAUUGCUUAGAGUAUUUCCUCAUAAUGCAGACAGGGUAAGACACCAAAGAAAACUAAUCAGCCAUUAAGUUUAUGGUGAAUAAAUAAAUUGUCUGUUCAAAUAAGAACACAUACAGGAGAAAAAACAUUUAGUUUGCAGUGAAAAAAAUAUUCUCUGAAUUUUCAAUCUUUCAGAUGCUCAGCAUGACUUGUGUAAGAAAGGAGUUCACCCAAACACAACAGACUAGACAACUUUUCCUGUCCAGUUCGUGCAACAAAAAAAAAAGACUGUUAAUUCAAUUGUGUUCAUGUUGUGUAAUAUGCACAGUGUAAGUUACCACUUUUUGAACUAAGCUCCCGUGUUUCAUAAUAAAAGUAUUGAAUGCGUUCUGAAAUAAAAAAUGUUGCAAGAAAGUA
Nerophis ophidion (straightnose pipefish) is the source of this 4489-nucleotide messenger RNA. RefSeq names its product zinc finger protein OZF-like. Bases 214 to 1626 code for a protein of 470 amino acids. The transcript has 2 exons. Lineage: Eukaryota; Metazoa; Chordata; Actinopteri; Syngnathiformes; Syngnathidae. The record is from RefSeq and is a predicted model, not a curated record.